This is a messenger RNA of Peromyscus eremicus (cactus mouse), 1695 nucleotides long. Its product is annotated as speckle-type POZ protein-like. Gene Ontology annotation, biological process: regulation of proteolysis; proteasome-mediated ubiquitin-dependent protein catabolic process. The record is from RefSeq and is a predicted model, not a curated record. The transcript has 4 exons. Bases 1 to 1695 code for a protein of 564 amino acids. NCBI's taxonomy places the organism in Eukaryota, Metazoa, Chordata, Mammalia, Rodentia, Cricetidae. Gene Ontology annotation, cellular component: nucleus; cytoplasm. Gene Ontology annotation, molecular function: ubiquitin protein ligase binding.
AUGGACAUCAACUCAGACCCUGGUUGCUGCAAGGCCACGGACCCACACAAGGCUGUAGGCAGUAACUCAGGCCUGAAUGUCACCAUGGUCCUUGGUGGCCACACAGCCCACUCAUAUCAGUAUGGCCCCAAUAGAAGCACAGCCUUUGGACACCAACAUGGUCACAGGUUACAGCCUGGACUCUGGGCAUCUGUGUGGCUUUUGGCAGCAACAUGGGCCAUGGACAUCAACAUGGACACCGGCUAUGGUAGGACCAUGAACCUAGACAUGGACCUCCACAGCAGCCUGGACUUGGAUGUCACCAUGCCUGGCCCAGAUGGCACCAUGGUACAUUGUGGAAGUGCAGGCCACCCAGAUCUGUAUGGCCCCAGCUGCAGCAUGACCCUCAGACAUUCACCUGGCCUCAGAACUUCGUUUCGAACUUCAAGUGGUCUCAUGAUUUUCCGAAUGGCUGCUUCAGCCUUAACCAUCAGACACAGUUCUGGGCACCGGAGGGAGGAAGUGGCUAGAGCAGAAGAAUGCGCCCUGUGGCUAGAGGACUUUGUGGAAACCUCAUCCACUGUCUGCUGUCUGUAUUUUAUGUGUUUAACCUUCAAACUACCUCCAGAAGAAAUGUCAGGGGAUGGGAUAGCCCAGAGAUGGGACUACACGCAGAUCAGCGUCCAGAAUUUCUCCUACAAGUGGACCAUCAGCAACUUCAGUUUUAUUCUGGAGGGAAUGCGGGGACACAUUAGAAGCCCAACUUUCUCAAUAGGAGCCAAUGAGAAAUGGUGUUUGAAAAUAGACCGGGACGAGAUCAAUGAAGAAAGGACAACUCACCUGUCAGUUUACCUGAUGUUGCUCAGCUGUCCAAAGAAUCAUGUUUGGGCAAAGUUCCAGUUCUGGAUCGAAACCGCCGAAGGAGAGGAAACACGAAGUAUGAAGAGCCCAAAAGCCUUUGUGUUUGUGCCAUACUACAGCUGGGGAUUCAAAAACUUCAUUCGUAGAGAUUUCCUCUUGUCCCAUGCCGACUGGCUUCUCCCAGAUGACAAGUUCACCCUCCACUGCAAGGUGAGCAUGGCCCAGGACUCCUUUAGCAUCUCUGACCAGAACAGGAAGGCAGGGAUUCAGGUUCCCAAGUGCACACUGGCAGAUGAGCUAGGAGAGCUGCGGAAGAAUUCCGGCUUCACAGACUGCUGCCUGUUGGUAGGUGGCCAGGAAUUCCGGGCUCACAAGGCCAUUUUAGCAGCUCGCUCUCCAGUUUUCAGAGCCAUGUUUGAACAUGACAUGGAGGAGAGCAAAAGGAACCGCCUUGAGAUCCAUGACGUGGAGCCACGAGUCUUCAAGGCAAUGAUGGACUUCAUUUACACCGGAACAGCACCAGACCUGGACAGCGUGGCAGCUGCUAUGCUGGCAGCUGCUGACAGGUAUGGCCUGGAGCGUUUGAAGGUCAUGUGUGAGGAUGCCCUCUGCAGGGACCUCUCUGUGGAGAAAGCUGCCCACACUCUCUUCCUGGCUGACUUCCACAGCGCAGGGCAGCUGAAAACCCAGGCACUGGAUUUCAUUACAGCUCAUGCCUCUGAGGUCUCUGAGACCUCAGGCUGGAAGGCAAUGGUGGGCUCAUAUCCCAACUUAGUGGCUGAAGUAUACCGCUCCUUGGCUUCUGCUAACUGCCCUCUCCUGGAGUCCCCUCUCAAACGCCUGAAGAAUUCCUAG